AUCCGGAGGUAUAUUUGAUCGCUAUGUCUGCGGUCACACCACACACAAUUACAAUAGCCGACAAUGUCCGAUAAAAUUCUAGUGAGAGUGCAGUCUGCGGAGGGCAUCAAACGCAUUGAGAUCUCACCCAAGUCAAAUUUGAAGCAACUCUAUGACAGUGUCCAGAAUGCCCUGCAAGUCGAUGGAUUCGGUCUGUUCAAGGAGCGAAAUUUUCUCACAGAACUACAGGCCAGUGGCUCCCAGCUGGUAGGAACCGCACUGAAGCAUGGCGACAUGAUAUACUUAAAACAAAUGGCUGGCACUUCAUCGCGGCGCACCAGCACCGUUGCCAUUGACAGUCAGGUGUUCCAGGCGGCUGCAGUUAGCGAAAAGCUGAGCAACAGCAACACGAACAGCGCUCGGCCCUCCAUUAAUGUGAUCGAGGAUGAGGUGGACCAGACCCUGACCAAAGCCGAUGGCACUAUUAAGCGCGAACGCGAUAGCAAGCUCUGCCAUCACAAUGCCAAUGGGCGCUGUGUUCAUUGCUCGCCGCUGGAACCCUACAAUGAGGCAUAUUUGAAGGAGAAUAACAUCAAGCACUUGUCAUUUCAUUCGUAUAUACGCAAGCAGACAUCGGGCAUGGAUCAUGGCAAAUACUUUGUGUUCGAUGACAUCAAUUGCCGCAUCAAGACCGGCUGCAGGGAACAUCCACCAUGGCCCAAGGGCAUAUGUUCCAAGUGUCAGCCAUCGGCCAUAACCCUGAAUCGUCAGACCUAUCGCCAUGUGGACAAUGUCAUGUUCGAGAAUACCAAAAUUGUGGAGCGUUUCCUAAACUACUGGCGCACCACUGGCCACCAGCGUAUGGGCUACUUGUAUGGCACAUAUGAGCAGCAUACGGAUGUACCGCUCGGCAUACGCGCCACGGUGGCAGCGAUCUAUGAGCCACCGCAAGAAUCGACACGAGACUCGAUCAAUAUGUUCCCCGAUGAAGGGGCCAACGAAGUCGAUGCCGUGGCCGAAGCGUUAGGACUGAAGAAGAUUGGUUGGAUAUUCACUGAUCUCAUCACGGAUGAUGCAUCUGCGGGCACUGUCAAGCAGAUUCGUGGCAUCGAGACACAUUUCCUCACCGCGCAGGAGUGCAUAACAGCCGGAGAGUUGCAGAAUCGUCAUCCCAAUCCAUGUAAAUAUGCCUCAAAUGGUGUCUUUGGCUCUAAGUUUGUGACCAUUUGUGUGACGGGAGAUAAAACCAAACAAGUGCAUAUGGAGGGAUAUGCAGUGUCUGCCCAGUGCAUGGCUCUGGUCCGUGAUGAUUGUCUGAUACCCACUAAGGAGGCUCCCGAAUUGGGCUAUGUGCGCGAGUCCACAGAUAAGCAGUAUGUUCCCGAUGUCUUCUACAAGGAAAAAGAUCAAUAUGGCAACGAGGUUCAGCGUCUGGCACGUCCUCUGCCCGUGGAAUAUCUGCUGGUGGAUGUGCCCGCCUCGGCGCCGGUAAAGCCACAGUACAUGUUCACAAACCACGAGAAGCGGCAGGCAUUCCCCAUCGAGAAUCGCUACAUUGACGGACAUCUGCAGGACUUUAGUGCCCUGAGCGGCUAUCUGUCCGCCUGGGGCGAGGAGGAGUUCCUCGAGGCCAUCUCUGACUUUCAUUUGCUCGUCUAUCUGUACAAAAUGGACAUGCUGCCGCUGCGUCAGCACAUGGCAUCGCUGCUGGAGGCGGUGCGCACCAAGAACCCCAACCGGGCGGCCGAUUUCAAGGGCGAGGAGGUGUGGAAGAUCCUCGAGUCGCUCAUUCAGGCCAGCUCUGGCGGAAGUGGUGGCACCACCAGCUAUCCCAGCGGUAGUGGGGCGACCAGUGCCGGCGGUGCGGCCAGUGCAGAAGCUAUGGAUCAGGAUGAGAACACCUGGACGUGCAAUCACUGCACAUUCAUCAAUCGCGGCGAUCUGCAAUCCUGCGAAAUCUGCUCGCUACCGAGAUAAGGAUCCACCCCCUCGACCCAAGUUUCCCAACUUUCCAACGGCAUCCUGGAUGAACUAUUCUAAAUUCUGGUGUAAAACAAACUAAAGAUUCAAUCACACACAAGACACGCAGCAGCUCGUCGAUAUGUCGCGCAUUCUCUAUAUAUAUGUAAACGUCGUGUAAGAAUUUUAUAAAAUAAAUCAAAAAAAAA
Drosophila subobscura is the source of this 2147-nucleotide messenger RNA. It is a transcript of the gene Npl4, whose product is annotated as nuclear protein localization protein 4 homolog. Gene Ontology annotation, cellular component: nucleus. Gene Ontology annotation, biological process: ubiquitin-dependent protein catabolic process. The record is from RefSeq and is a predicted model, not a curated record. Gene Ontology annotation, molecular function: ubiquitin protein ligase binding; ubiquitin binding. Lineage: Eukaryota; Metazoa; Arthropoda; Insecta; Diptera; Drosophilidae.